Messenger RNA from Rhodotorula graminis WP1, 867 nucleotides. RefSeq lists its product as uncharacterized. The record is from RefSeq and is a predicted model, not a curated record. Gene Ontology annotation, cellular component: plasma membrane. NCBI's taxonomy places the organism in Eukaryota, Fungi, Basidiomycota, Microbotryomycetes, Sporidiobolales, Sporidiobolaceae. The transcript is spliced from 5 exons. Gene Ontology annotation, biological process: iron ion transport; intracellular iron ion homeostasis; copper ion import. Gene Ontology annotation, molecular function: ferric-chelate reductase activity. Bases 79 to 867 code for a protein of 262 amino acids.
CGUCCUCGACCCGCCGUCGCCCUCGCCUCGUCUGCCCUCCUCGUCGCACCUGCAGCCUUACAGCAGCACCAGAGCGUCAUGGUUAUGUCGAACAGCCUGUCGAGCAGUGACGCCUGCUACGUCGGCGAGCACAACGGCACGUACCCGGACGGCUCGCUCGGCAACGGCACGUUCGCGUACGGCCACUACGUCCCGACGAUGGCCGAGAUGAUGAACUGCCAGCAAGGAAAUGAUCCCUGGAGCGCCUCGUCCAAGUACGGCCUCUGGACGACCUACUUCCUCGUCGCCCUGUUCGGCCUCGCCGCCGUCGUCAACGGCUUCGAGCGUCUCGAGAUCCUCUCUCGCAACGCUACCGUGCCGGCGCCGUUCGCCAUCCCGAGCCGCCUCAAGGCCUCCCUCCGCACGCUCGACCUGCCGAGGCCGUACAAGUUCCUGCCGACCCUCGGCACCAUCAUCGUCACGGUCGCGUUCACCAUCUUCAGCUUCGUCGUCUGCUUCGGCAUUCAGCCUUUCUACCGCCCGCGCAACUUCGGCUCGUCGCCUCUCGGCCUGCGCUCCGAGUGGAUCGCGACGGCGCUCAUCGUGUGGAUCUUUGCGACGGCCAUGAAGCGCAACGCCCUGUCGUACCUCUCGGGCGUCACCUUCCCCCGCCUCAUGUCGCUCCACAAGGUCCUGCCCUGGUUCGCCCUCUUCUUCUCGGUCGUCCAUACGGGCGCCAUGAUCGUGCGCGCCAACCGCCAGCAGCCGUGGGCCGUCACGGUCGCGACCGACUCGCAGUACGGGUGGUCGGCUUGGGUGCGUCCCUCGUUCUCUCUCUCUUUCCCUCCCUCUCUUCCCUGGCGCUCUCGCUUGAGCCUCCCAGACUGA